Molecule: messenger RNA, 2442 nt
Organism: Didymodactylos carnosus
Lineage: Eukaryota; Metazoa; Rotifera; Eurotatoria; Philodinida; Philodinidae
Source: the annotation of a GenBank genome assembly
AUGGUAUCAGUCAAGCGUAGACAAACAUGGCCCGUGUGUUCAAUUGAAGAUGAAGAUGAGUUACAAGUAAAGUCAAAUUAUCAACGUCAACAACGACCAUUAGGUUCAGCAUGGAAACACGUGUUACAUCGUGUAACAUUGUUUAGUCAACGAGAAAAAGCAUUUAAAACAGCAUUCUACAACAGUGCGGCUAUAUUAUUUAUAAUUUUAUGUUGUGGUUGUGCAAUAUUAGCCUAUUAUAUUUUGGAAGCAUUUCUGAGAGCUAUAUUAUGGGCAAUAUUAACUGGUGCUUUCUUAUUUCCACUCAAAAAGACAUUGACAAAAAUAACACGACAGUAUUUAAAACAAUUUGAAGUUAAUCAACAUUUGUUGAUCACCGGGGUCACAAUUAUUAUACCGUGUCAAACACUCGAGACAUUAACAAAUUAUUUGGGACCAUUGGCUAUAAAAAAAUGGAAACCAAUAUUAUUAAUAUUUAUUCUACUACCGAUACUGAACAUUGUCAAAACAGAUAUUUAUUUUGCACUAAAAUCAUUUUCAUUUGGAACAAUAUUUAAACUGAGUCUAAUACAAGAAUAUUUUGAAUCACAAUGGAUCAUAAUACUAUUUGGUAGUUACUUAUUUGCCGUUGUUUGUCUAUAUAAUGAAGAAAACUACAUAAUCAAAAGAAUAUUAAAUCUGUUAGCUAUUCCACUAUGGUUGACAUUUUUUCUUUACAUUUCUCAAUACAUACAUCAGACGUACAGAAUAACGUUUCUUAUUCUCGCAUUUAUACUCAUCGCAAUUGGUUUUAUUGCUGAUGUACAUGAAAAGUUUGAUAUUGAAUUAGAAAGAACCAAGAACAAUGAUAAUGAGAAAAAUAAUGAUAUUGAGACUCGAACAUUUCACCAGAAGCUUAUUAAGUGGUCAUUUUAUAGAACAUACGCAUUUAUUAAAUCACAGAAACAAAUAAACAAUCUAUUCCAUAAAAUAACAUUAUUUGUACAAAAAAGACAAGAAAUAUUUGCUCCAUCUCCAUUACACGGAUUAUUUCGUCUAUUUCUUAAGGGUGAUAAAAAAUUAAAUCAUGGUUUGCAAUCCUCACUUGAUUAUAUAAUUAGUGCAUUUAUUAUUUUUACAUUAUUAAUAACAGUAUUAUUUGGUACAAUUAUUCUUGUUAUACAAAUUCAUAAAGAAAGUUUACAUAUGAUUAAUUUAGCGGGCAAUUUAGUUAAUGAAACUGUUGUAUUACAGCCAACAUUUAAAUAUCUAUUACCAGAAAAACACCAUAUGAAUGAAUUAGUUGAUACAGCUGUUAAUAACUUUUAUCUUUAUGGAAGACAAUUUUUAGCUAAUCAGGUUCAACAUUUCGGUGAAGAUAGUUUACCAAAUAAGAAAAUUGAAGAAAAUGUUUUAGAAUUAUGGGAUCGUUUGUAUACAUACAUAGCAAUGUCAUCUUCAUCAGUAAUUUCAUCACCCAAUAAUCUUACAACAAAUAUAUUAUUUCAUCAGUCUGCACUAAUAACAUCACUCGAUGAUCAAGAAAAUAUGACAACAACAAGUUUAGUAAGAAGAUUUAAUUGGCAAUUAUUAUUUAAUAAUUUACAAAAUUUUGAUCUUAGUUUAAAUAAUUUAAAUGAUAUUUAUUAUUUAAUUAAAGAUAAUUUAGGUUUAUUUAAAUCUGUAUUUGACUCAAUAUUGUCAAAUAUGAAUUUAUUUUUAACUUUUAUAUCUACAAUUAUUUCACUAUUAUUUCAUGGUGGAUUUGCAUUAUUUAAUUUUCUAUUCUCAUUUGUUGUUUAUACCACAUUGUUAUUUUAUCUCUUAGCUCAUUCAAAUGAUUAUUAUCGACCACAUCAAUGGAUUAAUCAAUUCAAUGGUAUUAAUAAUUUUAAACUUGGAAAAGCAGUUAAUGAUUCAAUAACAUCGGUAUUUGUUGCAUCAUUAAAAAUAGCUUUAUUCUAUGGAAUAUACACAUAUUUAAUACACACAAUAUUUGGUGUAAAUAUUGUCUUUUUACCAUCAGUUAUUGCUGCUAUUUGUGCCGUUUGUGUUAAAUCAUAUUGGUCAGUAUUACCUGGAUGUUUAGAUUUAUGGUUAAUGCAAGGACAACCAAUAUUAGCACUUUUAUUAUUGAUUUGUCAAAUAGCUCCAACAUAUUUUGUUGAUACGGCAAUCUAUAGUGAAGUGAAAGGUGGAGGACAUCAGUAUUUGACAGCGUUAUCAAUAGCUGGUGGCGUAUAUUAUCGUGGUCUUGAAGGUGCAUUAAUUGGACCCAUUGUUUUAUGCUGUCUAUUAGUUGGUGUUAAAUUAUAUGAAACAAUGAUUGGACCAGACAAUUUACUUACGCGAAGCGAAAAAGAAUUAGAAAUUCCAACAACUCUAGAUUCAGAAAUUCCAACAACAUAUCAAGUUCCAAAAGAACAAACUACAGAUAACUCAAUAAAUGACUCGUCGGAUUAA